GCGGUCGCUGCCGCCUCGGGCGCCGCGGUGCCGGGCUCGGUGCAGUUGGCUCUAAGCGUCCUGCACGCCCUGCUCUACGCGGCUCUCUUCGCCUUUGCCUACCUGCAACUGUGGAGGCUGCUCCUAUACCGCGAGCGGCGGCUGAGUUACCAGAGCCUCUGCCUCUUCCUCUGUCUCCUGUGGGCAGCGCUCCGGACCACCCUCUUCUCCACCGCCUUCUCGCUCAGCGGCUCCCUGCCCCUGCUCCGGCCGCCCGCUCACCUGCACUUCUUCCCCCACUGGCUGCUCUACUGCUUCCCCUCCUGUCUCCAGUUCUCCACGCUCUGUCUCCUCAACCUCUACCUGGCGGAGGUUAUAUGUAAAGUCAGAUGUGCCACUGAACUAGACAAACACAGAAUUCUACUGCAUUUGGGCUUUAUAUCAGCAAGCCUUCUCUUUUUAACAGUGAAUUUGACUUGUGCAAUGCUAGUCCAUGGAGAUGUCCCAGAAAGUCAGUUGAAAUGGACUGUGUUUGUUCGUGCAUUAAUUAAUGAUAGCCUAUUUAUUCUUUGUGCCAUUUCUUUAGUUAGUUACAUAUGCAAAAUAACAAAAAUGUCAUCAGCAAAUGUCUACCUCGAAUCAAAGGGUAUGUCUCUGUGCCAGACUAUUGUUGUAGGCUGUGUGGUCAUUCUUCUCUAUUCUUCAAGAGCAUGUUACAAUUUGGUGGUGAUCACCAUAUCUCAGGACACACUAGAAAGUCCAUUUAACUAUGGCUGGGAUAACCUUUCAGAUAAGGCACCUGCUGGCAUGAUAAAUAGUCACAGUUACAGUUCCAGAGCUUACUUUUUCGACAAUCCAAGGCGAUAUGAUAGUGAUGAUGAUUUGCCAAGACUAGGAAGUUCAAGAGAAGGAAGUUUAUCUAACUCACAAGGUUUGGGCUGGUAUGGCACUAUCACUGGUUGUGGCAGCAGCAGUUACACGGUCUCUCCCCACUUGAAUGGACCUCUGACAGAUACUGCUCCUUUGCUCUUCACUUGUAGUAAUUUAGAUAUGAACAAUCACCAUAGCUUAUAUGUAACACCACAAAACUGAGAGCGUUACCAAGUUAUGAUUCUUUUAUUGUUUUUCAUGAAUGUGUAUAUUCGACAUGUUUAAAUUCCAUCCGCAUAAACAUUCCUUCAUCUGUUGCAACUGAAAACAAAGCCUGGAAAUGUGGCUGUGUUCAGCAGAGGACCCAGCUAUUACCUGUGACCUCUUCAUAGUGAAAUGAAAAGUUUGGAGUGGGAGGGAGGUGGGCUUAGAACUUAAGGCUCCAAAGGGCCUCCAAACAUCCCAGUUUUUGGAACAGCAAUGUAUAUUUGCCUAAUUGCACUUUUUAUCUUUGUUUUGAAAGAGUACACUGCAGUCUCCAAAGUCAUACUCCAGUGUUACACUGGGAUAUUAUAUUGUACACUAAAUUAGGAGGCAAAUUUUCCUGUGAAAAUUAAAGCCUAUAUAUUCAGUGGUGUACUCUAUGUGGAAUUCUUGCCCAAUACAAAUUCUGAGUGUGAACAGUGCACAGAGUUAAGAUAUAAAAAUGCAUCGUUCUUUUUAAAACUUUAAUUAAACAUACAUAAUCAUGGAAGAGUUCUUUUAAGCAUGACUGUAAAAUACCAAAUGAAAAUAUUCAAUUAAUCAUUUUACACAAAUGUCAAUAGUAGCUUUACAGUGAUGACCAGCAGUGUUCUUUGGAAAGCCACAGUCAUUUUUUCAAUAGGAAAGUAUACUACUAAAAAUUAUGUGGCUACUUGGAGUAGAAUCAGUUGUGAUUACUUUGUAAAAGUCAGACAUAUGUAGUAGUUUAAGCAUGAUUCUUUAAGAAAGCAAUAGUGAUUUUUGCAUAGGGAGAUUUUGGUAGAAACUUCUUGCUUGGGACUAAACAGUUUUACAGAUGCAUUUAUGAAUUAUUCAUAAAAUGUACAAUCCUAAAUUAAAACAUAAAUACAUUUUCAAAAGAAUUCAAUUUAGCUGAAACAGGUAUAACUGAUCUUACCUACUGAAUCAGGAUUGUCCUCAGGUAAAUGUUUAAAUCAUUCAUUAUUUCAGUGAACUCAAGUGCAAUACUUUGUAAGACAUAAUUCCUCCCUUAAAUUUUCACAUAUUUUUUAUCUUGUGUUUGGGCAAAGUCAAAUUUUAUUAAUUCCAGCAUUAAAUGAGAAAACUUAAGAAAAGGUACUAACUAGGUAAGUAUAAGCCCAGUGGUUAACAAUAUUGGAAUACUUUUAGAAUUACAUUAAAUCUGUCUUGAAUGUCUUUUCCCAAAUCCAAAAUAAUAAAUAUGCCAGCCUAACAUAAUAAAUUUAAAAUGCACUUUUAACCAGUAUCUAUGUGGAGUGAAGUAGAUGCUGAAUACCUCAAAAUGCCAAGAGAACAGCAACAUUGAAAGUUGUUACCACAUGCUUACAAAUGACUGACUAUACAGUUGUCUGAUCUGUUGCUUCAGAACUGGAACUAAUACAACUGUCUUUCUCUGUGUUCUGCUUUGAUUAGAAAGUUGUUUUACUUCCCUCUCAAAAUAUUUCUCUUGUUAAAAUAAUGAUGCAAUAACUUCACAACAUAUAAACAAGUACAGGAAACCCCAAGGAAUAAAUUUUAUAUACUUUUGAUCUUUUGGGAGGCUGGCACAUAGAGGAAAUGUCUUCAUUUUAUCAUACAAAAUGACUUUGAAUUCAAUCAGAAAUGCAAACUCAUCACUGCUAUUUUGGGUUUAAGAUAAAUUUUCAUUGUAACCAAUUAUCUGAAAAUUUAUAGUGCGAAGUUAACCUUGGUAAUAAGACAACAUAAUGAACACUGAGUAUUUUUUGAUACAACUUAUUAGACUGUUUCAGAAUGCCAAUUAUUAAUUUUCCUAAUGUUAAAUAUUUAGUCAUUUAGAGAUACCUGAAGAAAUCUGUGUUGUCUUGGCUAAUCCUUGGGGUUCAAAGUUAUUUUCAAAGUGAUAAUUGUUCCUAUUUGAACAGAUAAGCAAAGAUUACUUUCAAAAAAUAUUUUUCAGAGAAAAUAACUUGCUUCUUUCAGCUGUAUUAGUUGAUUCUUCCAAAUUUGAUGUUUAUAACUUUACUGUAAUCACUGACUAUGGUACCUGAGUUCUUGCAUUUUUUCCCACAUAUUUAGACAUAUUUCCCACAGUACAUCACCAAAGACAACGAUUAAGCUUCUGGCCCAACUUUUGCUUAAGAAUUUUGAAGCACUCAGAGCACUUUAAGUUUGGUCUCGAAAGAAGUAUUUGCUUGUAAAAUCAAAGGGCUACCGAUUCCCUGUUCAUCCUGCACUGAAGCACAUGAUGACAAUUUCAAACCUUGCUUUUUGGUUCAUUAAUUAGAACAGUGAAUUUCAUUGCUUAAAUGUGUAAUUUUACAGUGAUCAGCAGUACUUGUUUUUAUCGUUUCAUUUGGGUGGCCAUUAAUUUUGAAACUCUUACCACCCAUUAUAGCUGGUUGUAGUUUUCUGAAAGAUGUAAUUUAUAGCUAAAGUGGCUUUUUUAUGCAUAGCUGCCUUUUUUAUUGUUUAACAGUGUUUCUCAGCUAUAUAAUCAGUUUCAAACUGGUUAUAAAGUAUAGCUGUGGCCAAUGAAUGUAUUUAUUUGUUGUUUCACUAAACUGUAACAAAACACUACUGUU
Messenger RNA from Condylura cristata (star-nosed mole), 3638 nucleotides. It is a transcript of the gene GPR137C, whose product is annotated as G protein-coupled receptor 137C. The record is from RefSeq and is a predicted model, not a curated record. Gene Ontology annotation, cellular component: lysosomal membrane. Gene Ontology annotation, biological process: positive regulation of TORC1 signaling. The transcript is spliced from 6 exons. NCBI's taxonomy places the organism in Eukaryota, Metazoa, Chordata, Mammalia, Eulipotyphla, Talpidae. The annotation marks the transcript as partial.